Molecule: messenger RNA, 3136 nt
Organism: Poecilia latipinna (sailfin molly)
Lineage: Eukaryota; Metazoa; Chordata; Actinopteri; Cyprinodontiformes; Poeciliidae
Gene: ighmbp2
Product: immunoglobulin mu DNA binding protein 2
Exons: 16
Coding region: 112-3057 (981 amino acids)
Cellular component (GO): nucleus; cytoplasm
Molecular function (GO): DNA binding; RNA binding; zinc ion binding
Source: RefSeq, a predicted model, not a curated record
CCGGAUGACACAAGUCAAAGCAGGCUGCUGUAAACAGACGCAGGGGUAUUCAUGGUGCAAUGUAAGAGAAGACUUUUGACGGGUAUUUGAACAACUACAGUGUACUGAGCAAUGGCAUUGGAGAAAUUUGUGUCCAAGACUCUGGAGCUUCUACAGGAGGAGCGGGAGGCUGAAAUAGAGGAAACCAAGAUAUGGCAGGAGAACAUUUCCUUGAAGGAUCUUCAGAAUAAAGGAGUUUGCCUGCUGAAGCUUCAGAUAGGGAGUCAGUCCACCGGCCUGUACGGUCGCACCGUCAUCGUUUUAGAGCCAAGGAAGCAUCUCGGUUUCUCCUCCCUUCCGAGCAACAGCUUUGGGCCAGGCGAUAUUGUUGGCAUAUAUGACCCUUCUGGGUGCAGUGCAGCCUCACAGAUCUGCACAGGGAUAGUAACAAGGAUCAGCCAAGCUUCUAUCAGUGUGGCCUUUGACGACCUGAAGGAUGGAGCCAGCUUUGAUUCAGAUGGUCUUUAUAAUCUCUUGAAGCUGGCCAAUGAUGUUACCUACAAACGGAUGAAACGGGCCUUAAAUGUAUUAAAUGGCUACAGAACCGGACCAGCUUCCAGUCUGAUACAUGUUCUCUUUGGAGAUGCGCAGCCUUCUUCUCACUCACAGUCAAAUGAGUUUGCGUUCUUUAAUUCCGAAUUGGACGAUUCCCAGAGAGAAGCUGUAUCCUUCGCUCUUUCGCAGAGAGAGCUGGCUGUGGUUCAUGGACCUCCAGGCACAGGAAAAACCACCACAGUGGUGGAGAUCAUCCUGCAAGCUGUGAAACAAGGCCAGAAGGUCCUGUGUUGUGCCCCCUCAAAUGUUGCCGUUGAUAAUUUAGUGGAGAGGCUUGCUCGCUGUAAAGCCAAAGUCUUGAGACUGGGCCACCCCGCCAGACUGCUGGAAUCCAUCCAGAAACACUCACUGGACGCCAUCCUCGCUCAGAGCGACAACGCAAACAUCAUCGCCGACAUCCGGAAAGACAUCGACAAAGCAUUGGUGGGGAUGAAGAAGAAAAGCGAAAAAGGAGAGCGAGGAAACUUUAAACGUGAAAUAGGAGAGCUGAGGAAAGAGCUGAAAAACAGGGAGACGGCAGCCAUCGCUGAGAUCCUGAAGAGUGCUGAUGUUGUGUUGUCCACAAACACCGGUGCAUGUGACGACGGUCCUCUGAAGUUCCUGCCGGCAGAGCAUUUUGAUUGGGUGGUGAUCGAUGAGUGUGCACAGGCCCUGGAGAGCAACUGCUGGAUCGCUUUACUCAGAGCGCGCAAAUGCAUCCUAGCUGGAGACUACAAGCAGUUACCACCAACCAUCAAAUCACAAACAGCUGCAGCUAAAGGCCUGUCCCUGAGUCUCAUGGAGAGACUUAUUCAUACGUAUGGGGACUCGGUGGUCCGUAUGUUAACAGUUCAGUACCGCAUGAACAGUGCUAUCAUGGAAUGGGCCUCCAAGGAGAUGUACCAUGGACGAUUAACCGCUCACAGCUCCGUGGAGAAACAUUUAUUGAAAGAUCUGCCGGGCGUUGCCUGCGUCGAAGAGACCAGCACGCCACUUCUUCUGAUCGACACCGCAGGGUGCGGUCUGAGCGAAAUGGAGAUCGCAGACGAGCAGUCCAAAGGCAACCAAGGUGAGGUCGACAUUGUUUCACUGCAUAUAAAGAGCCUGACGGAAGCCGGAGUAAAGGCUAAAGACAUUGCUGUUAUCGCGCCGUAUAAUCUACAAGUGGAUCUUCUGCGUCAGAAGCUUUCUGCACGUCACCCAGAGAUGGAAAUAAAGUCUGUGGACGGAUUUCAGGGCAGAGAAAAGGAAGCUGUUGUGCUGUCGUUAGUUCGCUCCAACAGAAAAGGUGAGGUGGGUUUUCUUGCAGAGGACAGACGGAUAAAUGUCGCCGUCACACGCGCAAGACGUCACAUCGCCGUAGUGUGCGACACGCAGACAGUUAGGAAUCACGCUUUCCUCAAAUCUCUGGUCGAUCACAUGACCGAGGUCGGUGAGGUCAGAACUGCAUUUGAGUACCUGCAAGAUAUCGUGCCACAGAACUACACCCGUGAUCGUAAAGACACAAAGACCAACACUUCCUCCACGUCUAGCAAGCAGAAGAACAGAGAUCAGGCUCCAGGUAAAGCAAAGGAAGGCCAGAAAACGACCGGCAGCUCUAAGGACGACACAGCUGGUUCACAGAAUCACACAAAGUCCCACACAUCAGCCCAGAAAGACCAAAAAGACAACAAGAGCCGAUACGCUGAGAUCAGACUGCAAGUGGAGAAUUUCAUGAAGGAUGUAAAUAUGAAGAAUUUACAGUUCCCAUCAUCCUUCAACUCCCACGAUCGCCUGCUGAUCCACCAGAUCGCUGAGGAGCUGGGCCUCGUUCAUGAGAGCAGAGGAGAGGGCGGCGGCAGGUGCAUCACCGUCUCCCGGCCGGUGGCAUCGGAGCCUGUCGAGGAGCCGACGCAGGAGGAAACCCCAGAGGAGGAACCUGCUCCUGCUCUGCAGAGUGAGCCGCCACCAUCCCAACCUUCAGUAGAUCUGAAGACGUUGCAUCUGGAGAGAAUGCGAAGGGAGCAGCAGAAGAGGGAGGAAAAUGUCCAGCAAAAGAAGCAACAGAACUGCAACCCUGCAGCUCAGGGAACAAAGAAGUCUAAAGGAAAGAACAAAACGAAGGCAGGGGCCUGUGACAUCGCUGCUGCCGCCGUUCCAGAUGAUGACUUUGAUGCUCUCAUCAGCGCUGUCGUGAAGGCGGACAGUGUUUGCAGUUUUGUGAAAUGCAAAGCGUCUGUGUUGACACUCGGCCAGCUUUGCAUCUACUGCAACCGGCAGUUCUGUCUCAGUCAUCACAUACCGGAGGUUCAUGGCUGUGGAGAUAAGGCAAAGUCUCACGCUCGGAUGAGAAUAAGCAAAGAGGGGGUUCUUUAUGCCGGGAGUGGGAAGAAAGACAAAUCGUUGGACCCUAAUAAGAAAGUGUACCUACAAAGAAAACUGGAUUCUAAGCUGAAAGAUAUGGCAUCACAAAGAAAAUCAAAGAACAAGGAGAAGGACACUUAAUGUCUUAAAAUAACCUCUAUAGUUUAUUGAAUGUGAAGACUUUGUUCUAAAUAAAACAGCUCAAAUAUUCAACUCAAAA